UCGGGGGCUCGAGGGGGGCUCGAGGCUCGACCGUGUGCAGGAGGGUUUGAGAUCCUCCUCCCGCCGCACAGUGGACAGGAGCAGGAUUUGGGUCUGUGCAGAUGCUGGCAGGAUGUCGAGCAGGACCUGAAGCGCAAGAGGGCAUGGUCCAUGGAUUGGGCUUGAUGGGGAGGUUUUUGUUGCGCUGAACGGCAUCCAGCGGGGGUCGUCGAUGCGGAGGACGACGUCGUGAUGGACAUCAAUUGCGGAAAAUAUCUGAGGCUUCGAUCGCUUGCUCGCUUGCUUGCUUGCUUGCAUACGCGCUCGACGUCAAAGGCUCAUGGCGGUGGAUUGAUGGUGCGUCUCUUAUCUUGCUGAGAAUCGACGUAGCUGGAAUCCUGCUGGAUCUGCAGGAAUGUCGCACGCGACAUGGGUCGAGCCGGACGUAAAUAUUCUUUCCAGAGCAAUCACUCUAUCCGCGAUAGCAUUGCUGCUCACUCCACUCCACGUGAAUUGCCAUCAUGCUCCUGACCGACACACUGCUUACGCAGUCACUACGCGAGCUUCGCAUUCGCAUUUCCCUUUUCCGUGUCAACUCGUCGACUGAAGACGCCGCCCAGCCUCUCCCCAUGCAGGCUCAGAUUCACCACCAUCCUUCAUCUGCAGCUGGUCGCGCCCCCUCACUACUAGCUAGCACGUUGUGUGACACUCGUUUGGAAGAGCAUUGGAGCUUUACCACAAUCUCGCUCCAAGAAAAUGAAGGUUCAGAUGACUUGCUUAAGGAGCUCACAUUCAAUUCAAUUGACCACGAACGUGAAUAUAAUUGCGACAUCGGGUGGAGAUGGGGAGGCAGACACUGGGGGUCGUCCCGGGUCAGCACUGACAACAGAAAAGCCUCGGGACCAAAGGAUGCAGUCAGUCACUGCACUGCAAAUGCCUCAUCACGUGACCCCACCCACAACGCGAUCUGAGCACUCUCGCACACCAUGAGGUGCACGCUGUAGGAAAACGCCUCCGAUAUCUGUCGGCCUCAUGACAUGAUUCCGAAAUACCACUUUUCUUCAAGCAAAAGCGGAUGAUAAUAUCAGCUCGCUCACGAGCUGAUAAUAUGCUCGUGAGCAUCCACAACAACAGGAGCCCGAGACAAGCCC
Messenger RNA from Marchantia polymorpha subsp. ruderalis, 1130 nucleotides. The record is from the annotation of a GenBank genome assembly. Lineage: Eukaryota; Viridiplantae; Streptophyta; Marchantiopsida; Marchantiales; Marchantiaceae.